This is a messenger RNA of Episyrphus balteatus (marmalade hoverfly), 3130 nucleotides long. It is a transcript of the gene ALiX, whose product is annotated as programmed cell death 6-interacting protein. Gene Ontology annotation, biological process: mitotic cytokinesis. Bases 339 to 2837 code for a protein of 832 amino acids. The record is from RefSeq and is a predicted model, not a curated record. NCBI's taxonomy places the organism in Eukaryota, Metazoa, Arthropoda, Insecta, Diptera, Syrphidae. Gene Ontology annotation, molecular function: protein binding. Gene Ontology annotation, cellular component: endosome. The transcript is spliced from 8 exons.
UAGCUUUUUUCGUGCAGUCAUUCUGUGUUCUAUUUCCGAACUCAUCUCUUUCCACACUGAACGCACUCAUUUUAAACGUCAGCUGACCAAUCAACAAUCUGUCAAAAAAAAAACCAAAGUGCGGUGUAAAAUAAAAAUAAUUCGUCAUCACACAAAGCAAAAGCAACAAAAAUCUUUUGCUCCAGCAGAGAAAAAAAAAAGAAAAAAGUGUCUAUAAAAUUAAAAAAGAAGUUGUUGGAAUUUUCAUUCUUAUAUCAUCUUUAUUUUUCAUCUAAUUAAUUGUCUUUGUUUAAUUAAACAAUUGAAACACAAAUUUCAAUAAACCCCAAAACUUAAAAAUGUCGAAGUUAUUGGGCGUUCCAUUAAAAAAGCCAUCCGAAGUUGAUAUUGUAAAACCACUUGCUAAUUUAAUUCAAAGCACUUACAGUGGCCCUGGUUCAGACAAAGUUAACUAUACUGAAGCAGUUAAUGAAUUCUCAAAGCAAAGAAAUACAGCGAUUUGGAAAUUCUUUGAGAAAUAUGAAUCGUCAUUGGAGACUGUCUAUGCGUAUUAUGAUCAAAUAUGCGCAUUAGAAGCUAAAAUUCCGGUUAAUGAACUUCAGGUGCCAUUCAAAUGGAAGGACGCUUUUGAUAAGGGUUCAAUUUUUGGUGGAAAAAUUAGUUUAACCCUUACUUCUCUUCUUUAUGAGAAAGUAUGUGUUUUAUUCAACAUUGCUGCUCUACAAAGUAAUAUAGCUGCAGCACAAGCAUUCGACAAUGACGAUGGACUCAAGUUGGCGCUUAAAUUAUUCCAACAAAGUGCUGGCAUCUAUCAGCAUCUUAAAGGUGCUGUUCCAGCUGCAAUUCCAUCGGAACCAACACCUGAUCUAAGUCAGGAUACUUUGGCCGUUUUGAGUACCUUAAUGUUGGCACAAGCUCAAGAAGUUUUUGUCAAUAAAGCAAUAAAGGAUGAAAUGAAAGAUCAAAUCAUUGCUAAACUAUGUUGCCAAUGUGAAGAAUUCUAUGCUGAUGUAUUGCGUCUAAUGCAAAAAGAAUCUCUACGCAAUCUUUGGGACAAAGAAUGGGUCCCAUUGAUUGCUGGUAAACAAGCCGGUUUCCAUGCCAUGACAAAUCUCUAUCAGAGUUUAGUUUGCCGUGCUGCUAAGCGAAUCGGCGAAGAAAUUGCCCGUUUACGCAAUGCUGUUGAACUCUUUAAUUCAGCUCAAUCGCGUUCAGGAAAUCCCCAUUUCCUAGAUGAAUAUGCAAAUCGCGCAAAGCGCAACCUAGCCGAGUCAACAAAAGAUAAUGAGUUCAUUUACAAUGAGAUGAUUCCAGAUGUAAAAACCCUUGCCUCGCCAGGCAAAGCUCAACUGGCAAAGAUGCUGCCAGUAGCAUCUCCAAUGACGCCCAAAUUCAAAGAUAUAUUUGUUGAAUUGGUGCCAGUCGAAUUACAUCGUGCUCUACAUGCAUCCGAAGCACGCAAGAAUGAAAUUGUCAACACUGAAAUAAUGAAGUUGCGUGAGGCCACAACUGUCUUGAAUGGAGUUCUGUCCAGUUUGAAUCUUCCAGCUGCUGUCGAGACAGCUGAUUCUGGCUCAGGGUUACCACCAUCAUUGUUGGAGAAGUCAAAUGAUGUCAAUUCGAAGGGUGGUAUUGAAAGUUUAAAUACUUACUUGAGAGAAUUGCCCGAAUUAUUGACUAGAAAUCGUGAGAUUCUUGAUGCAACCGAAAAUAUGCUAGAUGAGGAACGUGAUUCGGAUAAUCAAUUGCGUGCUCAAUUCAAGGAACGUUGGUCUAGAAUUGCAUCGGAUAAACUAACUGAAAUGUUUAGGACUAAUGCAAAGAAGUACCGUGAAGUUAUUAAUAAUGCUGUGGAGGCUGAUAAAAUUGUUCGUCAAAAAUUCGAAAAGAAUGCUAAGGGAAUUCAAUUGCUCUCGAUGCCAGCUGAUCAGUUACAUCAGUCUAUACCUUCAUCUGGAUGCAGUGUUGAUCAGAAUUGUUCCAGUGUACAGAAAUUGAGGACUUUGAUGGAAGCUGUUGAAACAAUCAAAGCCGAACGCGAUGCCAUCGAAUCAGAUCUAAAAUCAGCAACUGUCAACAUGAAAGAUCAAUUCUUGCAAGCUCUCGCUCAAGACGGUGCCAUCGAUGAGCCUGCAUUGUCUGUCUCAAGUAUUGGUCAAGUACUUGGCCCACUCCAAUCUCAGGUUCAGGAAAGCAUUCAACGUCAAGCAACAUUGAUUACAGACAUUCAGGAAGCACACUCUGCUUUCACUGCCGAAAACGGCAGCACUGGCAAUUCUCGUGAUGCACUCUUCUCCGAAUUGGCCUUGGCUUAUGACAGCUUUAUCGAACUCCUUAGCAAUCUCAAGGAAGGCACAAAGUUCUACAAUGACUUGACUCAAUUGCUGGUUGUUUUCCAAAAUAAAAUCUCAGAUUUUUGUUUUGCUCGCAAGACCGAAAAGGAAGAAUUAUUGAAAGAUUUAACAACAGAAUCUAGUAGACAGGCGCCACCACCAACACCUCAGAUGCCAUCUCAUUAUGCAUCUACAAAUACAACUGAUUCUGCAGGUGGAUCUGCUCCUUCGUUGGCUGCAUCGACGGGUAACAUUCCAUACCCCCAACAAAUGCAAGGCAUGCCAAUGCCAUAUGGAGCAUCAGCAGGCGCUCCAUAUCCAGCCUAUGUUCCACCUCCAAUGCCUCAAGGUUUCAAUCCCUACGCCACCCUUCCUUAUCCAUCAAAUGCGUUCCAGUACUCUGGUUUCCCACAAGGACCACAACCUGGUCAUUAUGGAACUUAUCCUGGUAGUUUUGCCAAUCAACAGGGAGGUUAUCCAAAUCAAAAACCACCAGGCUGGUGAUUUCCCUUAAACCUUGGUGUUGGCUGAUUUGUAUCGUGUUUUUAUAUUUCUAUAAAAUUUAGUAUCUAAAACAAUAUUAAUUAUUAUGUAUCCCAAUUUUAAAUUCAGUUUAGUACCCAAAUUAUGUGUUGAAUUGGAAACAAAAAUGUUUCGCACGUUAUUUUUUUAAAAGAUUAUUCAAAAAAAAAAAGAAGAAAAAGCAUGCGACGCAACUAUUUAUCACUGUUAACAGAAAAAUUUAAUUAUUUAAUAAAGUGCUGGAAAGCAAUAAAACUAUGAUAAGAAAAAUAUAA